Molecule: messenger RNA, 2331 nt
Organism: Anarrhichthys ocellatus (wolf-eel)
Lineage: Eukaryota; Metazoa; Chordata; Actinopteri; Perciformes; Anarhichadidae
Gene: bag4
Product: BCL2 associated athanogene 4
Exons: 5
Coding region: 216-1370 (384 amino acids)
Biological process (GO): protein stabilization
Cellular component (GO): cytoplasm; cytosol; nucleus
Molecular function (GO): protein-folding chaperone binding; adenyl-nucleotide exchange factor activity
Source: RefSeq, a predicted model, not a curated record
UAAAGCUACAGGACAGGAUCGCACAAGCUUUGGUGCCAUUCCAUCAUUUCCUGAUUCCAUUCAGACAAUCGCCACUUCUGGGGAAACGGCAGUAUUGUUGUUUACAGUUUGGACUAACCCGACGGCUCGGAUACGUCAACGUUAGUUUUAAGUUAACGGUUUGUCUUUUACGAUGGCAGUUAACAGGACGGCUACCGCGGAACGCGCUUAGCUUGAUGCACCCUCAUCAAAUGCAGAAAUCCGGCUGGCCCUCGGCUGGCAACUCGGAAAAUACGAACGGAAAUUGGAAUAACACCAUGGACGCUCCUCAGUAUCCAGGCUACCCCUCACACUACUGGUAUCCCCAGUCUCAUUCCACGGGACACUAUGCAAACACCUACCCCUCGGGAUCAGAGGUCCAGCCUCAGUACAAUCAACAGGUAAUGCCUGCAGGUUAUCCAAAUGGCCAUGGUGUCUACAGCCCAGCGCAGAGUCCAUAUCCAACAAGUGGUUUCCACCCGUCCAACCCUUUCUACUGUGCCGACAGUCAGAGACCGGCCCCGGGUCCUUAUCCUAACCAGGGCUGUCCUGCGGAGCAGAGCAGCGGGCCUUCUGGACAGCCACACUCUCAACACCAGCACCAUCACUAUCCUGGUCCACACUGUCAAGGGGGUCCUGGAUAUCCUCCUGGGGCGUACCCUCACUACAGUGAAGGUGGUCACGCUAUGCCUUCAAACCCCCCAUACCCCACCGGCCAGGCUCUUCACCCAAACCCUCAGGCAGAUGGUUGGGCGCACUCUGGUGCGUAUGCCCCCCCACAGCAGCAAUGGCCAACAGGCCAGCCACAAAACCACUACGGAAAUCCUGUCCGUCCAUCGCAUCCUCCAGCAUGGCCCGGGACUGGAAGUGGUGCUCCUCCACCGUACCAACCCAAGGAGCAACGUGCUCCACAAGUGGGACCUAAACCCCGGCCAACCCCAUCCCUAAAUCCCCCCAAUGGAAAGCCUGCUGAAAUAAGUUCACCUCCCCAAAUGUACAACAAAACCGGGAGAGGCGAGCCUAAUCCUUCGCAAGGUGAGCCCCCGCCCUCGGCCCCCGCCCGGGCUCCAGCGCCAGGCCAUGCUGGACCUCAUCCCCUGAGCGAUAGCCACGGCCUAGCUAAGGUCCAACAGGUCAUGGCCAGAAUGCUACUGCUUCACGAGGAUGUUGAUGAGUUUGUUGGCAAAAAGUCAGACAAGAGUUAUCGGUGUCUGGAGGAACUGCUGACCAAAGAGCUGCUGGUGCUGGACUCUGUGGAGACUCAGGGACAGGAGAAUGUCCGGCAAGCCCGAAAGGAGGCCGUACAGAGGAUCCAGGCCAUUCUGGACCAGCUGGAGAAGAAAGCCUUCUGAACUAGACUUAUUUACUGGUUUGAGGGCCAUUACGUCUUGCGGUUUUCUUCUUCCAGAUCUUCCAUGGACACAAUGAGGGUCAAGUCUCUCUCUCUCUCUCUCUCUCUCUCUCUCUCUCUCUCUCUCUCUCUGUGUGUGUGUUAAGGUUUUUUUUUUUCCACCACCAUGAUAUACAAUGACAUACAUAAGUGGCAUGGACCCGAGACCAAGGCAGAGCAAUCAUUGCUACCUGGAAUCAACCUUUGCCCAAUUAUGCUGGUCGAAGUGAUAUGAUGGUGUUAGAAGUGUAAACUGAUGGUUGCACACAGAAGUGACUUUCAGCCUCAGUGAGUGACUGUGCAGGCUACACAACAUGACACUCUUGCGCCGCUUCUCUUUAAUGUCAUUCCUUCGCCAGCAUAAUGCAGGGCAGAGUCACAGGAUGAUUGAGUUAGUGGUCUCUUAACCUGUGAUUCAGAUUCAUGCUGUCGGUCAGGAUUGUGGGGUUGGCUUCAGUCUGAUCCUACAUCUUUUUUUCAUCUCAUAGUCUGUUUGCACGAUACUGUCCUCCCUCCGAUAGAGGCCAUACACUUCGUUGUCACUUACUUCUCCAUUUCUCUGCAGGAAUAGGUGCAAAGCAUUCCUUUUCGAUUGUGCUCCCAGCCCUGCAUGCACUGUAACGUCAGACGAGCACUCAAUACAGUCCGAACAUCUCAAAGCUCCUAAUUGGGCCUAAAGUUGAUUAGUAAAAAAAAAAAAAAAUAAAUAACUAAAGAUUGCUUUCCUUGUUAUUCCAUCUUUUGGAUGAAGUUUCUUCCUGAGCGCGGAUCUAGAUUCAGACCUACAUAUGAAUGCCAUGUAUUUUACUCUAGGAACUACUGUUAUAACAGAUGCAUAGGACAUAAGGAACUUUAAGAAUUACUUGAAAAUAUGUUAAAUUGUUUUCUUUUUAUCCCUUUUUGAAUGGUGUGUGUGUGUAUGU